CAACCAUUAGCGACACCUCUUCCCUCCUGCUCAACCAUUAGCGACACACCUUCCCUCCUGCUCAACCGUUAGCGACACCUCUUCCCUCCUGCUCACCCAUUAGCGACACACCUUCCCUCCUGCUCACCCAUUAGCGACACACCUUCCCUCCUGCUCAACCAUUCUUGCCAGAAGAAGUCGCUCUUCAAGGAAGUACCACCAAAAUGAGCCACAGCGCAAAAUCCAAUUGCGUAAAAAUGCCACUCGAUCCAGAACUCUCCACUUUGGACAGGUACAGGCAAAGCGUAGGCCAAUCUCUGACUUCCCUCAAGACUCUGCUUAACGCUGUUCGUGCUCCAUUGCCAAAGGACACCGGCGAUGGCACAUAUCUACCACAGGCCGAUAACGAAACGGUAUUGGGCGAGAUCAACGAUGUUAUAAGAGACCUCGCACGACAAGACAUCAAGGAUAUUGCUGGACUUGUAGAAACGGUGAAAGGUGCUGCACUCGAUAAACCCCUAGACGAUAGGAAAUACUUGAUGGAAACUAUGGUGAGAGUGGCGUCCAAACUUCCCACCGAUGAUCUUCAGAAGAAAAUCACGGAGACUUUGAUUAUCACGCUUUGGAAUGAUCUGGAGCAUCCCCCGCAGACGUUGCUCAGCGAUGAGUUUCAAUUCCGCCAACCAGAUGGAAGCAACAAUUCAUACAAGUAUCCUGAUAUUGGCAAAGCUGGCAUGCCUUACGCGCGAACUGUCGCCCCAAAGACAAAGCAGGCUGGAGUGCUACCGGAUCCAGGUAUUCUGUUUGAUUCUGUGCUUGCCAGAAAGAGUCCCAAGGGUGAGCUACAUCCCAACCGGAUUUCAAGCAUGCUGUUCUACCUGGCUUCUAUCAUUAUUCAUGAUAUAUUCAGGACAGAUCAUCGGGACUUCACCAAAUCAAACACCUCCUCCUACCUGGAUCUCGCUCCCUUAUAUGGUAGCAAUUGGGAGGAGCAGAAGAAGAUGAGGACUUUCAAGAAUGGAAUGAUCAAGCCUGAUUGCUUUUCGGAAACUCGCCUCCUUGGCUUGCCACCUGGUGUCGGCGCGAUCCUGAUUUGCUUCAACAGAUACCACAAUUACGUAGUCCAGCAGCUUGCUGCGAUCAAUGAAGACGGACGAUUUACCGAGGAUGCAGAAAAGCCAGCAAUGGUAGAGAGAUAUACCAACAAGGAAGGGAAGAAAGAUACGAUCAACAAGCGUGAUGAUGACCUCUUUCAGACGGCUCGCCUCAUCACCUGCGGACUUUACAUCAACAUUAUCCUGAUCGACUAUGUCCGGACCAUUCUCAAUCUGAACAGGACUGACAGCAACUGGCAGCUCAAUCCGCGCGUCGAGGUUCAGGAUGGACCACCUAUGGGGACAGGAAAUCAAUGCAGCGCAGAAUUCAAUCUUGUCUAUCGCUGGCACUCAGCUAUCUCUGAAAGGGAUGACUACUGGACCCAGGAAUUGUUCAAGGAGAUGUUCCCUGGCGUUGAGCCUUCCAAGGUUGCAGAGCCGCAGAAUGUCGGAAUGUUUUUAGGAAAGCUGGCUGAGGACCAGAUGAAGAUCCAAAAGCUAGAUCCUACUGAGCGUCCAUUUCCGGCACUGAAAGCAGAACAAGAGAAGAUGCCGCGCAAGAAGGACGGCCCAUUCAAAGGCAACUAUGACGACGAUGAUCUUGCCGACCUUCUUACCAGUAGUAUCGAGGACUGUGCGAACGCCAUGGGUCCCCAGCAGGUACCAACGAUUAUGAAGGCCAUAGAAACGCUCGGCAUUAACCAAGCAAGGACGUGGAGAUGUGCGACAUUGAACGAGAUGCGAAAGCAUUUUAAAUUGAAGCCUCAUGAGAAGUUUUCCGACAUAACCGAGAACGAAGAGGUAGCCACCGCUCUAAAGCAUCUCUACGACAGCCCUGAUCAGGUCGAGUUGUAUCCUGGACUUGUGGUAGAAGAUGCCAAGGAUCCUGUACUGCCCGGCAGUGGUUUGUGUCCUUCGUAUACAGUUUCUAGAGGAGUCUUGUCAGAUGCUGUGGCACUUGUCAGAGGAGACAGAUUCUACACUUCCGCCUACACUCCUGCAUUACUCACCAACUGGGGCUACCAGGAGGCUCACUACGACCUAGCGAUCGACAAUGGCUGCGUCUUUUAUAAGCUGUUUCUACGUGCUCUGCCAAACAGCUUCGAUCCUAUGAGCGUUUACGUCCACUAUCCUCUGACGAUUCCAUCGGAAACCCGCACGAUCUUGAAAGGUCUCAAGAAAGAUCAUUUGUACAACUUCGACAGGCCCCAAGAGUCACAUCACCCUGUCGUUCUUUUCAGUGCUGAAGCUGCAAAGAAGGUAACUGAGGAUCAAGAGACAUUCCACGUCACUUGGGGGCCUGCGAUGGAAUUCUUGAUGGGACCCAAGGCCAAAAAUUUCAUGUUGGCAGGGGACGGUCCCGAGAACGCGGCUUCUCGAAAGAUUAUGGAGAAGCCUAUGUACCAAGGCGCCUCCUCACGAUCGAUACCACAAGGCAAUGAGAAGUGGCUGAGGGCUGUACGCGACUUCUACGAGCUGAAGACCACGGAGCUUCUCAAACAGAAGUCGUACAAACUGGCAGGCAUGCGAUAUGUUGACAUCAUCCGAGACGUGUCAAAUAUGGCUCACGUGGCCUUUGGUGCUGAGCUCUUCAGUAUUCCAUUGAAGACCGAAGACUUCCCGCACGGCAUUUUCACAGAGCAACAACUCUACCUCAUCAUGGCAGCAGUUUUCAUAUGUGUCUUUUUCGACUUGGACCCCCCGAAAAGCUUUCCGUUGAGAGUCAAAGCCCGCGAAGCUUGUCAAACACUCGGGAAGAUAAUGGCACUGCAAGUCGAGAGCGUGAAGCGUUUCGGUAAACUCUCCGAAACACUAAUAGACGCUGUUAUGCCAAACGAGGGUCCUUUAAAGGAGUAUGGAGUUCACAUGAUUGCCCAGCUCUGCAAAGCGAAUCCAGACCUAAGCGUGGAUGACCUUGUUUGGGGCAAUAUCAUGGGAACAGCUGGCGGCAUGAUUCCGAAUCAAGGGCAGCUGUUUGGUCAAGCGCUGGACUAUUUUUUCACCAACGAAGGCCACAAAUACUGGAGUGAUAUUCAGAAGCUCGCGAAGCAAGACACGCUAGAAGCAGACGACAAAUUGAUGCAUUACUUGAUGGAAGCUGCACGCUUGUCCGGCGAGACCGGCGCCUUUAGAUAUGCGACCAAGGACGUUACGAUCGUGGAUGACACUGGAUUGGAAAAUCUUCCCAUCGGAGACAAGGGCAAGAUCACGCACCACAUCAAGCAAGGGGACAUUGUAAUGGUGAACUUCAAGGCCGCCUCUCGCGACGCACGUCUAUUUCCAAAUCCCGAUCAGCUCGACCUCAACCGACCGCUCGAUUCCUAUCUCAUGCUUGGACAUGGAGCACAUCAAUGUUUGGGUCUGCCGAUGACUCGCGUCGCACUCACGACAAUGUUGAAGGUCAUCGCGCGCCUCGACGGUCUAGAGCCUAUGCCGGUAUCUGUUGGCAAGCAAAGUGGGCCGCAUUGCGUGAAGAAAGUGGUGAAAGAAUUCAUCCCGGGCGACCGAGCAUACCUUCCUGAGAGCUGGCACUACCACCUUUACCUGACGGAGGAUUGGGAUCAGUACUUUCCUUUCCCAACUUCUCUGAAACUGCGGUUCAAAGGUGAGGUACCCAAUGUCAAGGCAGCGUAAGCAAGAGAAUUGUUUUAGAGCUUGGCAAAUAUUGCAGAUGUAUGUAUGGCUUGCAUGAGGUGGUCAGUUAUUCUACAGUCUAUCAGCCGAACUCGGACUCUAUGUGUAGCCUUAUGAUUAUUCUUCUUCUGAGC
This is a messenger RNA of Pseudocercospora fijiensis CIRAD86, 3841 nucleotides long. RefSeq lists its product as uncharacterized. Gene Ontology annotation, molecular function: oxidoreductase activity, acting on paired donors, with incorporation or reduction of molecular oxygen; peroxidase activity; heme binding. The transcript has 4 exons. The record is from RefSeq and is a predicted model, not a curated record. The coding region runs from base 204 to 3707 and encodes 1167 amino acids. Lineage: Eukaryota; Fungi; Ascomycota; Dothideomycetes; Mycosphaerellales; Mycosphaerellaceae. Gene Ontology annotation, biological process: response to oxidative stress.